UUCACCACGCACACUAACCUUCUUGACAGCAGCCAAGAUGGCACGCCUGUGUCUGUUUGUCUCUUUGGUGACUUGCCUCUUGUUUCAAGAUGCAGUAGGAUUUCAGUUUUCGAUUCUCCACACAAACGACGUGCAGUCUAGAUUUGAGGAGACCGAUCAAAAAGGCAAUGAAUGUACGGAAAAGGAUAAAAAUGAAAACAGUUGUGUCGGAGGUUUCGCGCGGAUGAAGACGUUCAUCGACAAGACACGCGCGGAUAACGACCACGUACUUCUCCUCGACGCCGGAAGCCAAUACACGGGGACUCUCUGGUUCUACGUGUAUGGCGGAUCGCUUGUGGCGAAGUUCAUGAAUCUGCUGGGAUACGACGCAAUGAGUUUGGGCAAUCACGAGUUUGAUAGCGGUUCAAAGGGCUUACUACCUCUCUUAAACGAUGCUAACUUCUCUAUACUGGGCGCCAAUAUUAACGCAUCUUUGGAUCCUUAUCUCAGCGGCAAGAUCAAUGCCAGCUGGGUCUUUAGCAUGAUGGUCAACUCAGAGGAAGAGAAAGUAGGCGUUGUAGGUUAUAUAUCAACAGACACAGCAAAUAUAUCUAAACCAGGAGACAAGAUAGAAUUUUACGACGAGAUCGAGUCUAUUCAGAAAGAAGUCGACCGCCUGAAGACCAUGGGUGUGAACAAGAUUAUCGCCCUUGGACACUCGGGCUUCAAAAAGGAUCUCGAGAUUGCCGAAAAGGUGAACGGUGUUGAUGUCGUGAUUGGUGGCCAAACCAAUACUUUUCUUUAUAACGGAACUGCUCCAUCUACCGAGAAACCCCAAGGCCCGUACCCUCACGUUGUGACCCGGGAAGACGGAAGCAAGGUACUGGUAGUGCAGGCAUACGCCCUAGGAAAAUACGUGGGCUUCUUAACAGUGUCCUUCAAUGCAAGUGGUAAUCUCGAUUGGUGGAAAGGGAAUCCUGUUCUAAUGGACAAUUCAACGCAGGAAGAUGCUGAUAUUCUCAAGGAGAUGGAACCGUACAAGGCCAAUGUUUCUAACUUCGCCAAAGAGUCGGCUGGGACUACGCAUGUUCCGCUAGAAGCCGACGCGAAAGUUUGUAGGAAAAGGGAAUGCAACCUGGGCAAUGUGAUCACUGAUGCUCUGGUGUGGGAAAAUAUUGGUACUUCAAACGCAUCUGGCUGGAACCACGUGGCUAUGGCAAUAUUUAAUUCUGGAGGUAUUCGACGAUCUAUCGGCAAAGGUGACGUGAAUAUGCGAAAUGUGAUAAACACUUUGCCCUAUCUUGACACUAUGGACAUCAUAAUGCUUAAGGGGAUGUACUUGAAGGAAGUUUUCACCCAUUCCAGCUCUAAAUAUCACUCAGUUUUCGGUGGAUUUCUUCAAGUUUCUGGUAUUAAAGUGAAGUAUGCCAUGCACAAGCCCGUUGAUCAGCGAGUGGAAGAGCUACUUGUCAGGUGUCACGACUGUGAUAUCCCUGAAUACCGGCCUGUUGAUGACGAAAAAGUGUACCCGAUUGUGACGCCAUCUUUCUUAGCCAAUGGUGGAGAUGGUUACAUGGUCUUAAAACACAAGAGUAGUAGUCGAACUUCAACUGACAAACGAAUAUCAGAUAUUCUGGCGAAGUAUUUGAGAAGUCGAACUCCAGUCACAACUGGAUUGGAGGGGAGGAUAACUAUGGUCGCAAAGGACGCCCCCUGGUGCCUGUGUUGGUCCAAUCAGGAUUGUCCUUGCCCAUCCUCGGCGAGCACCGUGUCCAUGACGUCAUUACUUUUCUCUGUUGUCUCUUCUGCUUUUGUUAUGUUUGUGUCUGGUGGCUAAAUACAGGGCAGAGUCCACCUAGACAUUACAGACAAACGUUAGCUAGACAGUUUUGUGCGUGCGUGCGUGCAUGUUUUAUUCCGCUUCAUGUUAAACCGAAUGGCUACAUGGCUUGCUUGCUUGCUUAAACUCUGUAUACUUUCCUAUAUUCAGUUAAGGUUCAGGCACGUCCAUCCCAAGCCAAAUCUCUGGCAUGGCCAGUGGUUGGGUUUGGGACAGAAGGGUAUUUAGUAUUUACCUUUAGGGGACAAUUUAGAUUUUAUUGAUUAAAAAAAAAGGAGGGGAAAUAAUUUACAGAGCAACAGCCAUCAAAACAAUAAGCUAUAAUUGAAAUUUUAAACGCCAAAUUAUUAAUAAUAUAUAGUUAUAAUUUUAUAGGUGCCCUAAAGGAUUGAGAAUGGAAAGGGUUGUGUUUCGCGCCACAGAAAGAGUGUCGCAACAACAUUUUGAUGAGCAUAGGCGUCUGGGCUUCCGUGUUUGAUGGAGACAUGCUGAUUUUUGCACGAAUUAAACAACGUUUAUUCGUAUUAGCAAUAUAGGGAUGCAAACGAAUCAAUACGCUUUUUUGCAUGGAUUACAACUAAUAUUGUAGGUAGAAGGAUGGAAAUACAUGGUGAUUAAGGUUUCAGGCCAGUUCAUUUUGACCGAAUAUCUCAUCGUUUUUGCCCUAAUUUGAGGAUUUGCUCCAGAAUUAGGGGUCGUUGGCCCUCCCCCUCCCUACCCCCUCUCUCGUACGCUUAAUUUGAUGAAUCCCAAUCGUAUUCAGGGCUUGAGUGUGGCAAAAUGGGUUGGAGGGGUUGGAAGGUCAGUCCAUCCUAGCCAAAAAGCAUUCCUACUGUCGAAACCGCCUACGCCCUAAGUCAUAUUGAGAACAAGUCAAAUCGUUUGUGAACGUUUGUGUUGUUCGCUGUCGCUGAACGCAGUCCUUGUUUCAUUUAGCAGUUCAGUUUAGGACCAAAUACAUGCUCAUAUUUGAUUCCUUUAAUAUCUGCUUCAUUUAGCACGAACAUACAAUUAAUUAUUGUUGUACAUAUGCCAGUGUAUUAUAUUUUUACUGUAAAAUAUUCAUAGUCAUAGCCAAAUCCCAGUUGAUAUAACGACCACAGGCUUAAGGGUUUGAUUAGUUAUAUUGUCUGUGUUAAUACAUAUAGACAGGGUAGGAAACGAAGAUCAAAAACAGACCCCCACUUGCUGCAAAUGACAAAUUUGAAACAUAAAAAGAUAUUUAUACCACAAACUUAUAUUGGUCGAUUCCUAGAAUGAUAAUUUUUCUACUUAUAUCAUUUAAUGUCAUUAAAAAAUAUUCAUUUCUCUAAA
Gigantopelta aegis is the source of this 3133-nucleotide messenger RNA. RefSeq names its product snake venom 5'-nucleotidase-like. The transcript has 9 exons. Bases 38 to 1816 code for a protein of 592 amino acids. Lineage: Eukaryota; Metazoa; Mollusca; Gastropoda; Neomphalida; Peltospiridae. The record is from RefSeq and is a predicted model, not a curated record. Gene Ontology annotation, biological process: AMP catabolic process. Gene Ontology annotation, cellular component: plasma membrane. Gene Ontology annotation, molecular function: metal ion binding; 5'-nucleotidase activity; nucleotide binding.